UUACUCUCUCUCUCUCUUUCUCUCUUUCUCUCCUUCUCUCUUCCUCUAGCUCUCUGAUAUCUAUCUCUUGGCUAGCUUCAAUGGCACCUAUGAGCCUCCCUCCUGGUUUCAGGUUCCAUCCAACAGACGAAGAGCUUGUUGCUUACUAUCUUGAUCGAAAAAUUACAGGCCGCACUAUUGAGCUUGAAAUUAUCCCAGAGAUUGAUCUUUACAAGCAUGAACCAUGGGACUUACCAGACAAGUCAUAUUUGCCUGGGAAAGAUAUGGAGUGGUAUUUCUUUAGCCCUAGGGAUAAAAAAUAUCCAAAUGGGUCAAGAACUAACAGAGCAACGAGAGCCGGUUACUGGAAAGCCACCGGAAAAGACAGACCGGUACAUUCUCAUAAGCGGUCGGUUGGGAUGAAGAAGACUUUGGUUUAUUAUAGAGGUAGGGCUCCCCAUGGCAUUAGAACUAAUUGGGUCAUGCAUGAGUAUCGGUUGCUUGACUCCUUGUGCGGCACUGCUUCCUCUGCUUUAAAGGAUUCUUAUGCAUUGUGUCGCGUGUUCAAGAAAACAAUACAAAUUUCUAAAACAAAAGAAGGAAAUAAUGAAGUACAGAAGGAAACAAUGGCGGGGGUCUCAGAUGAACAAAUGUUAGGAGAUGACACAAGUGGGGUUGAAAGUUCCCACGGAAGAGAAGCCGAAGAUGAAAAUUUCAAUUACUCUAAUAAUAAAUUCCCAUCUGAUACUUCUUCUUCUGAUUUCACUCGAGGGACUCCCACUGAAACUGCUGGCACAACAGAUGAUUUACAAGCUCCAUUUGUCUCCGAUGAAGCUAACAGUGCAGCUAAUAUGUAUUCCCUUGGCGUCGACUUCUCUUCCAAUCUAAUUCAGGAAAUGCAAAUGCCGAACAUUUAUGCAGACCUUCAAUAUCCAUGUCCAUACCCACCAUUAGAAGUAGAAGACUUCCCACAAAUAAACAUAGCGGAGGAGACGAAGCCAUCAAAGCCUGAAAAUUUGGAGGAGAUUUUGAUGUAUGAUAAAUACUACAGGGAUUACAUGAACGGGACACUGGAAGAGAUUUUUUAUUUGUGUGCUUCUCAAGACAAUUCCAUGGCGCUCACCAUGCGAGAAUGAUCAUCAGAUUACUAACAAAUUAAAUGAUACAGCUUUUAUACCUGUUUCUUAAUUCUCACAUAUAAAUAUAAAUAUAUAUGUAUGCUACUUAAUUUUAUACUUACAAUUCAUUGACGACACAAAUUAAAGGUUAGAAUUAAUAUUGUAUUGGGGCAUUAAUAACCCAAAAUGGGGGAUUAUUUUGCUAACCACGAGGCAAGUCAAGUCUGUUUUCCAAUAUUUGCUUUUGCUUCAAGAGAAUUGAAUUGUACCACUUAUACAAUCAUGGACCCAUGGCAUGGGCAUACCAUUAUUUCUUUGUUUCUUUCAUUUUUUUUUU
This is a messenger RNA of Pistacia vera, 1434 nucleotides long. Its product is annotated as NAC domain-containing protein 45. The record is from RefSeq and is a predicted model, not a curated record. Gene Ontology annotation, biological process: regulation of DNA-templated transcription. Gene Ontology annotation, molecular function: DNA binding. The transcript is spliced from 4 exons. Bases 81 to 1115 code for a protein of 344 amino acids. NCBI's taxonomy places the organism in Eukaryota, Viridiplantae, Streptophyta, Magnoliopsida, Sapindales, Anacardiaceae.